CUGAGCGGUGGAAAAGCGGCGGCGUGGGGACCGCUGUGUCUGUCCGGGACUUCAAUGCCGGAGCGGUUUCAUAUUACCUUAGUAUUUAUUAAUAGUUAUAAAUAAGAGGUUUUAACCGGAGGUAUCGAAUAACAUAGAUGAAAACAUUAGCUUUCAUAAUACGCCUUUGACGGCUGUAGUACGUCGAAUAGUCUCGUCCAUAAUAAUAAAAAAGUGCAUGUUUUUGGACCAAACCGCAUCCACAUGAAGCACCUGCACGGAUGGAGAUCACCUUUAACUGAUGGCUGUUUUCAAGAUUAAAUUGUAGGAACAUGGAGACAGGUUUCCUUGUCCAGCCUUAUCCAGAAGUAUGAUCGGAGCAUCCAGCCUCUCUGGGGACACCUUGAUAGCCUGCCACUUCCCCGUGGUGCAGCUUUCCACUUGGCAGCUUCCUGUCCAGGCCCUGUGCAGCUCUGCCAAGAGGCCUGGCCGGCUGUGCUCAGCAGGCCUGACUCGGGCCGUGUCCCUCCCAGAGCAAGAGUCGAUCAACCGUGAACAUGCCUUCACCGGCGACCGGAGACAUUUUUCCAGCAGCUACAGCAGCCUCAACGAGGACCGGACGGAGGAGGAGGGAGGCAGCGACGGAAGCUGGAAGUACGAAUCCACCUCGUCACCCGAAGAGACGAGUUCCCACCAGAAGAAGGAAAGAUCUACACCUAGAAGCAAUCUGCGUUCACGCAACUCCUUCCUUCCCUGUACAGAGCUAAAUGAGGAUGAGGAGGAUGAAGACAGUGAUGGAGAUAAUCUGCACAGAUACCAUGAGGACUCUUCUUUUGUGCUGCAUGGAAAUUCCAAUUGGCCGCUAAGUAAUGUCGCCACAAAUUACCCAAUAUACCCAUUGCCUCACGGGAACCUGGACAGUGAAUGGGGCAAUGAGGGAACUAUGCUGGUUAGUGAGAGUGAUCAGGAGUGGCUCUCUAACCAGUCCAACCAGAUGGACUCACUGCCACCUGAAUGCCAGUGCUGUCACAUGAGCAGAUCUGGCAUCACGAUGUUGGCUUGUUUGGAGAAGUACUCAGACAGACUGGGGGAUAACAUGUCCUGCUGCCUCCACGGCCAACGCAAAUGUUCCCCAGAGCUUCUUUCCAACAACCACACAGAGUAUGUCAGUGACUCUUCCUGUAACAGUUCUGAUGGCAUCUUGGUUAAUUUCUGCACUAUGUACAACAGGAGCAACAAUCCUGCCACACCUCAUGAUCUUAGCAGUCCUGCAGUUCACCCCUCUGGGUCAUCAGAGGGAUGUGUAUUCCUCAACCUCCAACCUGUCCCCCAAAGUCAGAAUGAGGAAGUCAAACUUGAUAGCAUGACGGUUUACUCUCCUCCGAAAGAGGAGGGUGACAUGCCGCUUUCUGCUUCCCGCCUGUCCCCUCGGGGCCUUGACUCUAACUGCAAUCUGUACUCACUAGAGGAGCUACCUGCAGGGCUCUCCUCUCUAGAGGUAUCAGACCUGACUGCGUGUCUUCAAAGCCAGCCCACCCUGGCCAUGGGGACCAACCAGAAGUACUACAAGCUUGUGACUUGUGACCUUUCUUCCCAGUCACCCAGCCCGGCCUGGUCCAGUGUCACCAGCUGCCCCGAAGGUCAGAGCAGAGGCAGCCCCUUCCUUCUCAGUUUUGAUCAGAAGAAAGAAGGGCAGCAGAAUGGAAUUAAGAAGGAGAAAGAGGACCAGCAAAAGGAGACGGGUGUUCAGUUUGACUGUUCUCACUUUCAGAUCCAAGAUUACCAGGUUGCAACCACCUCCACUGACAAAGCCCUCUGCCGAAAGAAACAGGCAGAUAGCAUCCAGAACCUCUCCCACACGCCUUGCUCGCUGUGCCCCAGCCAGUGUGGCCCACAUAGCAGUAAAUGCCAAGACGCAAGAGUGGCAACCACACAGCCAUCUGUGAUGCAGGACCAGGAGCACAACAAUCCCUGUGAUACUGAGAAGGGACCAAGUCCAGAUGUGGUGCGCUACAGUAAAGCCCAGAGGCCAACCUCGCUGCCCAUCCAGCCCUUUGUUCUGGCUCCUGCAGGAAAGCUGCAGCCCCCGUCCCAGCCCCUCGGCUGCCUUCUAGAGCAGUAUCUAAAUAAAAAGAGCAGUAAGACUGAUAACACGCAGCCGGCCUUCAGUUUCAAAGGCAAAAGCAGCCAAAGUUUUUCUGAUUUUCACCCAUCACCGACGGACAACCACUGCUCCAUCUUCCUAGAGGCUCCGUCUAGCUCUGAUACCUGCUCCACCUGCACACCAAGCCCAGAGUGCUUCAUCCGCACACGUUCAUGGAAUCAGUUGGGCGAAAGCCAAGACUGUACCGGUCCAUGCACAUCAAACUGCAGCCUGGAUUCACAUCAUACUAGUUGUCCCACAGAGGCUCAAGAGCAAGAAAAAGCAGGCCCACACUCAGGCAGAACUCAGGCUAACACUUUGCUCAGUCUUGUCUCAGCUCCAAAUCGAUCCAGUCUCGUUAGGAUUCCCACCUACCAGGACUUGAUCAGUCUCACCUCUGAGCAAAGCCAAGUGCGCGCCGAGCCUAAAAGUGCUAAUCAUUCCCUUAACACCACCUACCAUUCAAUAUUCUCUCAAACACCACCCACUUUAACCAUCACCACUGACACCCACCACCCAAACUCGCAGGUGUCUGUUUCUCCUCCCAAAACCUCGCUGCCACAGGUAAAGCUCCCACAGUGUGGAGCCGCACCUGCAGCUGACUCGGGCUUUUUUCACUCUAGUUUCACAGCUGCCCUCUCCUCAGUGGCUCCUCUCUCCUCUCUGAGUUCUCUCUUCUCCUUGGCCGCUUCAGGGCUGCAAAUCCAGGACUCUGCUGGACACAGUUCGAAGCCAAAUCAGAGUCAUCACAGUGAGUCUCUGAUCCUGAGCGACAGGCCGCCCACAGAGUUCAACCUCUCACCCGAUACGUCUUAUGAGUCCAUGUCUAUCAGCCAUCUUCAGAGGAGAGGGUUGCUGAGGUCUGUGAGCAGGGCGGUGGAUCUGAUUAUGGCUCAUUUUGGCAGCAGCAGAGAUCCUGAAGAAAAGAUGCGCCUGGGGAACAGUUCUUACAGUCCUACAAUCACUGGUCUGGUUCUGGAACACUUGUGUCCAGCGAUCCAGGAUAUUCUAGAGGACGGUCUUAGGGAUCACAAACUCGAUUUUAUAAUCGGACAACGCCGCAACCACGCCUGGAGUGUGGUCGAAACCUCUACUAGGAUUGGUCCAUCCACCAGAGUUCUUCACAGUCUGGUUUCCAAAAUCAGACGCUGUCCCCAGCUCACCAGCCACUGCAUGAAACUGAGAGCCUUCAUCAUGGGCCUGCUUAACUUGAGAGCUUUGGAGUUCUGGCUCAGUCAUCUUCAGAGUCAAAAAGAUGUUGUGACAACCUACUACCAUUCUUGGGGGUUCCUGUCUAUGUCCCUGGGUCGCUGUCAGCCUUUGUUUCAGGAGCUGCUGCUUCUCCUGCAGCCACUCUCUGUGUUGCCCUUUGACCUCAACUUGCUUCUGGAGCCCCGACUGUUACGUCACAGACAACUGUGUUCAGAGGAGCAGGCUCUCUCCCCACCUCAACCAUGCUCAGCGCUUUUAGCAACCAGCUGGCCAAGACUGCAAGGCGACAAAAAGGAAGGCUUCAGCUACCACAGUCAGAUUUCACACCAGAUUGAUUUGCACCACCAAGAGUCUCUCAGCUCUCACAGUUCAAGUUGCUACGAGCAACAGUAUGGUUGUAUGCAGACCAGCAGGAGUCCAGUGUUGGCUCCUAUUCCAGAGUGGUGCCCUAAGGAGCCUGACGUUGUAGAUGGUGUGGCUGGAAUAGAGGACUGUAGCCAAAAUCAUACAGAUACUUGGUUUCAAAUAAGUAUGGACAGCAAGAAAGAAGAAACAAAGGUGGAAAAAGACUGUGGCAUCCCAAAUCCACCUACUACUGUACAGGCACAAAGUCCAUGUCGGGGUGGGCUUCGCUGGGCUAAACUGUUUGGAGCAACUGGUACUUCAUCCACACUGGGAGCAAUUUCUGACAGUUACACAGGAGCACAAACCACAAAGCACAGGCGACCAUCACAGUGGCUACAUUUGGACCGAUCACAGCUUGGACUCUUGGCUCAAUCCAUCAGGUCCAUGAAGCUAGGAGGAGCUCAAACAGACAAGGACUGCUGAAAACAAAACCCUCCAUGGGGGAGAGCCAGACUGCAGAUUAUUUACUGUAAGAACAAAAGUCUUAACUGGAUGAAAGUGCAGCUCUUAGCCAUGCUGCAGAACUGAUAAGAAAGCACAAAAACGCAAGAUUAACAGCUUUGGCUCUUACUCAGCAAGCUUUGCAUUACACCAACUGUUGUGAAUCCAAGCAAUGUUUUUGUGUUCUUGCUGAGUACCUGUUAAAUAUCAGCUUAUCACCAUGUUGUGCUUUUAAAACAAAUUAGCGCUAUGGACCGGGGAGGGUGUAGCAUCACAAAGUGUAGCAUAACAGCAAAAAAAGACUCUAGUUUAAGUGGCAGAUCUUCACAUCAGACUAAUAAUGUGUCAAUGUAUAAAUUAGUUAUUGAUGUAUGCAGAAACAUGUGUUACAUAUAGCGUUUAUGAAAUUAUAAAUGAGAGGAAAAGACCUAGUGAUGCUGAUAUAACAGCUCUCUAACUAGUUAUUAAAAUUCGAGUUAGAUAUGCACUCAUGUCAUAAGCUACACCUGUUCAACUGCUUGUUGAUGCCCAUCUAAUCAGCCAAUCACAUGCAAGCAACCCAGUGCAUUUAGGCAUGUAGACAUGGUCAGGAUGACCUGCUGAAGUUCAAACUGAGCAUGAGAAUUGGUGCUAAAAAGGCUAGGCUGGGUAAUCUAGAAACUGGUUUACUGUUUCUAAAAUACAGAGAAUGGUCAAACAAAGGCCAGGUGAGCAUGGCUAUACUGCUUUGAGGAAAGCAACAGUGACUCAAAUAAGCAUUUGUCACAAUCAAGGUUUGCAGAAGAGCAUGAAUGCACAGCACAUCAAACCUUGGACCUUGACACGCCUGUCAGCUAAGAACAAGAAAUGGAGGCUACAGUUAACACAGACUUACCAAAAUCAGACAACAGAACACAUGACACAUAACAUUUGAAGCAGAUGAGCUACAGCAGGGAAAAUUACACCAGGUGUCACUCCUGUCAGCUAAGAAACAGGAAAGUGAAGCUACAAUUCACAUGGGCUCCGCAAAAUUAGAAAACAGAAGAUUUAAAAAAACAUUGCCUUGUCUAAAGAGUGUCGAUUUCUGUAGGGUCAGAACUUGGCAUAAAUAACAUGAAAGCAUGGAUUCAUCCUGUCUUGAAUCAACAGUUCAGGUUAUUGGUGGUGUGAUGGCGUGGGGGAUAUUUUCUUAGCAUACUUUGGGCUCCUCAGGAGUAACCGAGCAUCAUUUAAACACCACACCCACCUGAGUGUUGUUGCUGAUGAUGCCCAUCCCUUUAUGACCUCAUUAUGAUUCACAUCAUGGAUGUGCAGCUGAAAAAUCUGCAUCCGUAGUCAUGUUGAUACGAACUAAAAUUUCCAAGCAAUGUUUCCAGCAACUUGCUGAAUCUAUGCCAUAAAGAAUUAAGGAUGUUCUGAAGUCAAAAGGGGGUCCAACCCAGUGUAGCAAGGUCUACCUAACUGCGUACUAAAUGGUUUAGAUUCGGUUUGAGCAUGUGCAGUGACAAAUCUUCUAAGAGCCAGUUAGUGUGUUUGCAACCUGCAGAUUGUCGCUCAGUAGGUUGCUUGGUCUGAGGUUUCAAAAAGGGAGUACAGCAACUGGUUCUUUUCUUUCUGUGGAAUUUUGUAAUUUUUGCCAUUAGUUGUCAGAUACGACUUGAUAAAUAUGAUCAGGCAAACAAAAUUACUUAUCUAUUUCUAAAAAGAUGGGAAACUAUGUAAAAUCUUAAAACAACAACAACAACAACAACAACAAAAAAAGGAAUAAAAUUACCUGCAAACAGUUUAACCCUUCAUUUACCCGAAAAUAGAACAAGACAACAUCAAAUCCGCUGAAAAGCAAAAAAAAACAAAAAACCCCAAACUGCUCUGUUCCCAAAUGCUUGGAAAUGCUGUUAAAAGAAGAUAUAAUGCAACAGAGUUUAACAAAUCCCUGUGUGAUCUUUAAAAAAAAUUAAAAAGUGUAGCUGGCAUUAAAUCAAAAUCCUCUGCAGCAUUGCAAUGUUUAAUAUGUUGGCUUUGUACCUAAUACCAAAUUUAAAUGAUGUGCAUGUUAUCGGAUUCUGGUUUUUGUUUACAUUUUACUCACUUUUUUCUCUUUUUUCUUAUAAACAAGAGAAGUGUGUUUAAGCCAAAAUCUUUUCCAGGAAAUAGUUUGAUGAGCAAGAUAGAUGAGCAAGGGCCACUGCCCCUAUCUGGUUUGUGGACUAACCAUGAUUAGGUGAUUAUGUUUCUCCUGCAAGCUGAUGUCAUUCAUAAAAUGUGAAUUUGCUGUAGACCGUUGGACAUUCUUGUGGUUCAAAACUUCCCGUUUCUCACAUUACUUUCCGUCGCUGCUUGGCCUUGUCAUUUUAUUGAUGGAAAAAAAAAAGAAAAGAAAUAGAUGCUUAUCAGUGCCAGAUACACCACACACGCACCAGCCUCCUGUAGUAGAUUGUCAUUGAUGGUUUUAUUCCCAGUAACUUGCCUUUCUUCUCCAUAUUCACAGCAUGGAUUUACUGUAAAUGCAUGUCGAGUCAGCAAAAGUACAGAAGGUCGUCCUGUCUUUAUUGGAUCUCUCAACUUCCUUUCGCUGCUUUUCUCCCCUUUGAUGUUUUUACAGGUGCAGAUUUUAUUAUGGACAUUUUCUGGCAUGGAACUUUUAAAUGUGUAGAGCUGUUUGGGUAAUACUGUAGCAUGCCUUCAGGUCUUCCAGUGAUGUUAAACACAUAAGCCACCUUGUGGCCGUUUCAGGUAUUUAUCUCUGUGUCGGGUAUACUUUGAUUGACUGGUAGUGAGAUAAGAUGGAAGAACAUGGAGGAAAAUGUGACUUUCAUUAAAUAGUAUGAGGUCUGUUAAGGUUUUCCUUCUUUCUAUAGUUUUUCUUUCCCGCUGAAUGCUUCCUCUAAUGCCCAGUGACAAUCAACCUGUUAAUAAAGACUUGACAUCUUCACAUGUA
This is a messenger RNA of Oreochromis niloticus (Nile tilapia), 7097 nucleotides long. Its product is annotated as iporin. Gene Ontology annotation, cellular component: cytoplasmic vesicle. The transcript is spliced from 10 exons. The coding region runs from base 350 to 4162 and encodes 1270 amino acids. The record is from RefSeq and is a predicted model, not a curated record. Lineage: Eukaryota; Metazoa; Chordata; Actinopteri; Cichliformes; Cichlidae.